UUCCUGAAUCCCGUGACGUAGAAGGGCGAUGACCGGUUACAACUUCCUGUUUAGGUUGAAGGCGGAUGUGAACAGAUGAACGCUUCCUCUGUCUCCAUUUCUUACCAAUUUGUGAAUAUUUUUAUUUAAAUAAGUAAACACACACAUCAGAGGAUGUCGGAAACGGGGAACCGACUACGGAAGCUCCUCGAAUCGCCUAAUUUCGACCCGCAAAACUACGUUAAGCAGCUGUCACAGCAGUCCGAUGGCGACAGAGAUCUUCAGGAGCAUCGUCAAAAAAUCCAAAACUUGGCCGACGAAACGGCUCAAAACCUGAAGAAAAAUGUCUACAAGAACUACAGACAGUUCAUUGAAACGGCCAAAGAGAUUUCCUACCUAGAGAGCGAGAUGUACCAGCUGAGUCACAUCCUGACGGAGCAGAAGAGCAUCAUGGAGAGCAUCACUCAGGCCUUGUUGUCCACAGACAAGGACGAGACCUCGAAAGAGAUGCAGGCUGCUUUCCCCAAAGAAACGGAGGAGCUGAAGCAGAGGACGCUAACUUCACUGCUGGAGAAAGUGGAGGGGGGUAAAAACAUCAUGGACACCCCGGGGAGGCACCUGGUCUACAACGGUGACCUCGUGGAGUUUGAUGUCGACAACAUGUCCCCCAUCCAGAAGGUUCACGCUUUCCUCAUGAACGACUGUCUGUUAAUCGCCACCUGGCUGCCGAACCGCAGAGGAACCGUGAAGUACAAGUACAACGCCCUGUACGACCUGGAGAGCUUCGCCGUGGUCAACGUAAAGGACAACCCUCCCAUGAAGGACAUGUUCAAGAUCCUCAUGUUCCCGGACAGUCGCAUCUUCCAGGCUGAGAACAGCAAAAUCAAGAAGGAGUGGCUGGAGAUCCUGGACGAAACCAAGAAGAACAAAGUCAGCAAGGACCAUCACAAGAAAGAGGAGGAGGCCCCGACGUCUCCCGUGAGGGCUGAGGUGUCCACCAAUCCUUUCGACCAGGAGGACGAGGAGCCAGCAGUGGCCGGAGAAAGUGUGGACCUCGGCCUCGAGUGGAUCCAGGAGUUGCCGGAAGAUCUGGACGUGUGCAUCGCCCAGAGAGACUUUGAGGGGGCCGUGGACCUGCUGGACAAGCUCAACGAGUAUCUGAAAGACCUGCCGGUCACCCAGAGGGUCAAAGAGCUGAGGUUGAAGGUGGAUGAGCGCGUGCGGCAGCUGACGGAGGUCCUGGUGUUUGAGUUGUCUCCAGAUCGCUCACUCCGUGGUGGACCCAAAGCCACGCGGCGGGCCGUGUCCCAGCUGAUCCGACUAGGCCAGUCCACCAAAGCCUGCGAGUUGUUCCUGAAGAACCGGGCUGCCGCGGUCCAGACGGCCAUACGCCAGCUGCGCAUAGAAGGAGCCACGCUGCUCUACAUCCACAAACUCUGCAACAUCUUCUUCACCAGCCUGCUGGAGACGGCCAAGGAGUUCGAGAUGGACUUUGCGGGAAACACGGGCUGCUACUCCGCCUUCGUGGUCUGGUCCAAAUCGGCCAUGAGGAUGUUUGUGGACGCCUUCAGCGGGCAGGUGUUCGACAGUAAGGAGAGCCUGUCCACGGCGGCCGAGUGUGUGAAAGUGGCCAAGGAGCACUGUCGCCAGCUGACAGAGAUCGGCCUGGACCUGACCUUCACCCUGCAGUCCCUGCUGGUCAAGGACAUCAAGGCGGCCCUGCUGAGCUACAACGACAUCAUCAUCGAAGCCACCAAGCACCGGAACUCUGAGGAGAUGUGGAGGAGGAUGAAUCUGAUGACCCCCGAGGCUCUGGCUAAACUCAAGGACGAGAUGCGCGGCUGUGGCAUCGGCGGCUUCGAGCAGUACACCGGCGACGACUGCUGGGUGAACCUUAGCUACACCAUCGUGGCCUUCACAAAGCAGAUGAUGAGCUUCUUGGAGGAGGGCCUGAAGCUCUACUUCUCGGAGCUGCACAUGGUGCUGCUGGAGAGCCUGAGGGAGAUCAUCCUGGUGGCCGUGCAGCACGUGGACUACAGCCUGCGCUGCGAGCAGGACCCGGAGAAGAAGGCCUUCAUCAUGCAGAACGCCAGCUUCCUCCACGACACCGUGCUGCCGGUGGUGGAGCGGCGGUUCGAGGAGGGCGUGGGCAAGCCCGCCAAGCAGCUGCAGGACCUGAGGAAGAGCACCAGGCCGGUUCGAAUCAACCCAGAGAGCACCACAUCGAUGGUGUGAGAUCGCCUGUCGGCGUGGAUUGCUGGAAAGAUUUUUGAUAGAUUCCACCUUUGAAUUCUUUCAUAUGUUAGUAGAAAAAUCCCUCAUCUACAGUUCAGUUAACACACCAUUUGGCCCAUUGAAGUGGGAUUUCGUCUCAGUUUGUGUGCCGGUAACCAAGUGCACUCAUUCAUUCAUUCACUGUGCAAUGGUCACAUGGCUCAUCAUGUCACAUCUCAGACCAGCAGCGGAUGAACAUAUUCACAUUUUCUGAUCACAAUUAUGUGCAGAUUUGUGCAUGUUACCCAGUUCUAUGAAACUAUUCUAUCAAAUUAUCACAAGUUCGGACCCCAAUCGAUUAUGUAUCUAUUCACCAUUAAAAAAAAGGUUUGACAUUUUUCAAAGACCAUAAUAUGAAUUUAUUCAUCCGCUUUGUUUUUAACAGCACUAAACCGUAAUUAGACACUAAAUAGUAUUCUAGGACAGAUUAACAGAGAUGACUGAAAAUAUGAUGCAUUGGUAAAUGUUCACUGUUUAUAACAAUCAAGUUGUUCAAGAGAUACACAAUUAAAUUAAAGUCUUCAUGCACAA
This is a messenger RNA of Pungitius pungitius (ninespine stickleback), 2784 nucleotides long. It is a transcript of the gene exoc8, whose product is annotated as exocyst complex component 8. Gene Ontology annotation, cellular component: exocyst. The coding region runs from base 154 to 2214 and encodes 686 amino acids. NCBI's taxonomy places the organism in Eukaryota, Metazoa, Chordata, Actinopteri, Perciformes, Gasterosteidae. Gene Ontology annotation, biological process: Golgi to plasma membrane transport; exocytosis; intracellular protein localization. The record is from RefSeq and is a predicted model, not a curated record. The transcript is spliced from 4 exons.